GAAAAGAGGAAGAAAAAAGCAACAUCUUCGUAGUUCGUACAGUACUGUUCCUCAGCUGUUUCUUUCCCUCCUCUUUUCAACCCCCAGCUGAAUCACCAACUAAGCUCCAAAAAGUGGCGCGGCCGCUCUCGUUGCCGUCUGUUCCUUUGCUCUGUUGUUAGCGAACCCAGUUGAGGAUCUCCUGAAGGGGGAGAGUGGGUAUCUGUCGUUUGUGGUAAUUCAAUGGAUACCAUGCUCAAGGCACAUAACAAGCUCGAAUGGCUGCCUCAAGUUCACGGCUUUUCCGAGAAAUGGAGCAAUUCGAUUUCAAGCUACUCUAGGGUUCAGAGCCAAGAGCUUGUUGUGAAGUCCUAUUCCAAAAGAGGCAGAAUUGUGGGGGUUGGAGCUAGCAGUAGUGCCCUUCUGGAGCUCGUGCCGGAAUUCAAGAAGGAAAACCUUGAAUUCGACCUUCCGAUGUACGACCCGUCGAAGGCUCGUCUUGUUGACCUAGCGGUCGUGGGUGGUGGUCCGGCAGGGUUAGCUGUGGCACAGCAGGUCUCCGAGGCAGGGCUUUCGGUUUGCUCCAUCGAUCCCUCGCCUAAACUGGUCUGGCCGAACAACUAUGGCGUCUGGGUUGAUGAAUUCGAGGCCAUGGACUUGCUCGAUUGCCUCGACACAACGUGGUCUGGUGCAGUCGUCCACAUUGACGAGAAUUCGAAGAAGGAUCUCGAUAGACCCUAUGGACGGGUCAAUCGAAAGCAAUUGAAGUCCAAGAUGCUGCAGAAAUGCAUCACCAAUGGGGUCAAGUUUCAUCAAGCCAAAGUUGUUAAAGUCAUCCAUGAAGAGUCCAAAUCGCUUUUGAUAUGCAAUGAUGGCGUUACGAUCGAGGCAACCGUGGUUCUCGAUGCUACCGGGUUCUCGAGGUGCUUGGUUCAGUAUGAUAAGCCUUAUAACCCGGGUUACCAGGUGGCAUAUGGGAUUUUGGCUGAAGUUGAGGAACACCCGUUCGAUGUGGAUAAAAUGUUGUUCAUGGACUGGAGAGAUUCGCACCUCAAAGGUGAGCUGAAAGAGAGAAAUGAGAAGAUCCCGACUUUUCUUUAUGCGAUGCCAUUUUCCAAGGAUAGGAUCUUCUUGGAGGAGACCUCAUUAGUUGCUCGACCUGGACUUGGUGUUAAGGAUAUCCAGGAGAGAAUGGCGGCUAGAUUGAUGCAUUUAGGGAUCAAGGUCAAGAGCAUUGAAGAGGAUGAAGUUUGUGUUAUCCCGAUGGGAGGGCCACUCCCCGUGCUGCCUCAACGAGUAGUGGGGAUCGGUGGCACAGCUGGUAUGGUUCACCCUUCGACGGGGUACAUGGUGGCAAGGACCCUUGCUGCUGCCCCAAUUGUCGCGAAUGCAAUCGUCAGGUUCCUCGGCUCCAGUAAUCGUGAUGAAAGCGGGUUUGUUGCUAACGGAGAUGAGCUUUCCGCGGAAGUAUGGAGAGACCUAUGGCCUAUACAGAGGAGGAGACAGAGGGAGUUCUUCUGCUUCGGUAUGGACAUCUUGUUGAAGCUCGAUUUGCCUGCCACGAGGAGGUUCUUCGACGCCUUCUUCGACCUGGAACCACGGUACUGGCAUGGUUUUCUGUCGUCGAGGUUGUUUCUCCCCGAGCUCUUGACCUUCGGGCUCUCGCUGUUUGCUCAUGCUUCAAAUACUUCUAGGAUAGAGAUCAUGUCCAAGGGCACUGUUCCUUUGGCCCGGAUGAUCAGCAACCUGGUUAAGGAUACAGAAUAAAUCUACACAUGAUUCCAUGGAUGAGAUACUGAAGUGGUGAUUUGUGACUGGCUGCCACGUUUCCUCAGCCUGCAUAUGAAAGGUGGACUUGUUUGGAGGUGGAGAGGUUCGCGGCUGCGCACGUGUUUAGUGUGCGCAAGACAUGUCGUACUGUAUAGUACUUUAUUGUCGUCGUGCAAGAUUUAGUAUUUAUACAACAAGUGUGAUGAUCGGUGUGAAGGUGUAAUAGUUAGGUGGGAGGAUUCGUGGUUGGGCGCGUUUAAUGUACGCCAGAUGUGACGUACCGUGUACUUGAGAGUUAUCGUGUAAAAUUCAGCUUUUUUAGAAACAUAUUGCGUCGUGUUUAUCAUUAAUAGAUUAAUUACUAUGUAUGCCUACCAACAUUGGCUAAAAAGGUACUGUUGUGUGGUGUAAUUAUCCUAUUUGAGUUUCCAUGGACUUUCAAAAGCUCCAAUAAGCAUCAAUGGAGAAAGAAAAG
This is a messenger RNA of Linum tenue, 2224 nucleotides long. The record is from the annotation of a GenBank genome assembly. Lineage: Eukaryota; Viridiplantae; Streptophyta; Magnoliopsida; Malpighiales; Linaceae.